AUGUGCGGUGGCGUUAAUAAACCGCCCAAAAUAUUUGACCACAUAUCUGGGGACGCCAAUGUUCAGCAGACAGUGGGGACGGUAGUGAUGUUGAAAGACGAGGUGUACGGUGGUGUCAAAACGCGGACAUACAUGAACUUCACUCUCGAUGAAGAUCUGAGCGAAGGGAGUGAAUUCUACAUAGAUGUCAAGUACAAUGACAAUGGUCUCUAUGACAACCACUGGGAUUUGUGCGAGGUAGAAGAGGAUGAAGAUGAGAGGGACAUUUAUUGUCCAGUCGCCAAGGGCAAAAAGACUUACAUCAGCGACAAAAAGAUACCAAACUAUUUGCCAAAGGGUCAUUACCGCACAAGCGCAAGGAUAACAAAUUCCAAAGGAGUUGACAUUUUAUGUGGAUAUGCAGACUUUGUUAUUUAAAGCUACACUUUUUAGGAUACUUUUAAUAUUUAAACAUUUAGAAUAGA
Messenger RNA from Gigantopelta aegis, 464 nucleotides. Its product is annotated as putative phosphatidylglycerol/phosphatidylinositol transfer protein DDB_G0282179. The record is from RefSeq and is a predicted model, not a curated record. NCBI's taxonomy places the organism in Eukaryota, Metazoa, Mollusca, Gastropoda, Neomphalida, Peltospiridae. The transcript has 4 exons. Bases 1 to 417 code for a protein of 138 amino acids.